This is a messenger RNA of Guillardia theta CCMP2712, 837 nucleotides long. RefSeq lists its product as hypothetical. The record is from RefSeq and is a predicted model, not a curated record. The coding region runs from base 1 to 837 and encodes 278 amino acids. Lineage: Eukaryota; Cryptophyceae; Pyrenomonadales; Geminigeraceae. The transcript is spliced from 12 exons.
AUGGACUACGAGAAUGCAGCGAUGGAGAGAGCUAUUAGGGAUAGCAAGCGAAGCUUCGAACGCGAGAAGGAGUACAGAAAGCAGAGAGAUGCACAGUUUUUGGAUGACUUCAAACGAGCAGUCCUGCUGGAGGGGGGGCAUGUUUCGCAGCUCAGCUCUCAGCCCGUGGACACCCAAGUGAUCAUCGACACCUCCAACCCGCAGGGAGAGAGGGUGCGUCUGAAAGGACAGCAGAGCACAAGGCUGCAGGCCAUGAUGAAAGCCUUCACCAUGGACGAUUCUUCUCAUGACAACCAGGCAUAUCUCGAUGGAGGGAAUGACGACGAGGACGAUGAGGAUGACGAGUGGGACCCUAUCGAUAUUGUUGAUGACUUGGAGAGCGACGGAGACUCUGAGGAAGAUGACAGCAUGGCGAGGCGGAGAGCAAGUGAUCUGCCCGCCCCAAGAUCACGAGACGAGGAGCGGAAUCAGUUGGCACGUGCUCUGAGGGAGAGCAAAAGGCCGCCGUCGCUGGUGUCAUCCAGUCGAAGCCUGCGGCACUCCAGGAGGCAGGAUGUGGAUGAUGUGGUGAUAGAAGAUGCGGAUCCGGCUCCCAUGGUCACAAGGAAGCUGGUGAUGCAAGAUGCCGACCCAACACCGAGGGCUCGUCCUAUCCUCCCUCCGCCUAAGAAGAGGGUAGAAGGAUUGCAGGAUGCGAGGCCAAGACAUGCGGGAAAGACAAGGGAGGUGGACGACGAGCAGCUGGACAAGGAUAGAGAUAGGUACUUCGCGGGGAUCAUGGCAAGACGGCAGGCGAAGGUUCAAUCACUUCUCAACGCUUUGAGGCUUGACGUCUAG